AUGAUUUUGGGAAGAUGCUUAUUUUUUAAUUCAACACGUUUAUUAUCUGAGUUUACGAAAAUUUCCAACAAUAAUUAUCGGAGAGUUGUUCACGCGCAAUUACCAGCUAAUGCUUAUCAAUUACAAAGGUGCAGAAAACUGAUAGUAAGAAUGGCAUCGACGUCUCACGGAGAUACUAAAGACAAAAAAAAUAAAUUGGCGCUGGAAAAGUCUUCGUAUUUAUUACAGCAUGCUAGCAAUCCAGUUGACUGGUAUCCUUGGAGUGAUGAGGCCCUGGAAAAGGCCAAGAGAGAAGAUAAAUUAAUAUUUUUGUCUGUGGGUUACUCGACCUGUCACUGGUGCCAUGUUAUGGAGAAAGAGUCCUUUGAAAAUGAUGAAAUCGCUGAAAUUAUGAAUAGAUAUUUCGUUAAUAUCAAAGUCGAUCGUGAAGAACGGCCUGAUAUUGAUAAAAUAUACAUGACUUUUGUCCAGUCAAUUUCAGGACACGGUGGAUGGCCAAUGAGUGUAUUUUUAACACCGGCGUUGAUUCCUAUUAUGGGUGGCACUUAUUUUCCUCCAGUUGAUAAAUUUGGGCAGCCUGGUUUUAAAAAAAUUUUACUGAGCAUCGCACAUAAGUGGCUAGAGAAUAAGCGCGAUUUAUUAAAGUCGGGAACUAAAAUUCUUGAGAUAUUAAAAACAUCUGCUGAAAGUAAACACCCAAGCUUAACCGGCAAAAAUCCACCACCUAAAGAUUGUGGUAAAUUGUGCGUCCAGCAACUAAUAAGAUCUUACGAUCGUGAAUUCGGUGGCUUUUCCGACGCUCCAAAAUUCCCACAGCCGAUUAACUUGGAAUUACUGUUUCAUAUGUAUGGUCGUGAUGCUAAAGAUGAAAUGAAUCAGGAAUGUUUGAGUAUGUGUACACAUACUUUGACCAAAAUGGCUAAUGGUGGAAUUCAUGAUCAUGUUGGUCAGGGUUUCGCAAGAUAUUCAGUGGAUGGAAAAUGGCAUGUACCACACUUUGAAAAAAUGUUGUACGACCAAGCACAAUUAUUACGCUCGUACGCAAACGCAUACAUUGUUACAAAAGACAAAUUUUUUUCUGACGUUGUUGAUGAUAUUGUCACUUAUUGUGUCCGAGAUCUGCGGCACAAGGACGGAGGAUACUACAGUGCUGAAGAUGCUGAUUCUUUGCCGACUGCUGAAGCUACUGCUAAGCAAGAAGGUGCUUUUUACGUCUGGACAAUGGAAGAAAUUGAAAUUCAUUUGGAUAAAAAAAUUCCCGACCGUGAUUUGAAACUAAGUGAUAUUUUUGCGUACCAUUUUAAUGUAAAAGAAGAUGGUAAUGUUUCUCAAAGACAAGAUCCACAUGGCGAGCUGACGAAUAAAAAUGUCUUGAUUGUCUUCGGUAGUGUUAAAGAUACCGCCGAUAAAUUUGAUUUCAGUGUAGAAGAUGUAGAGAAGUAUUUAGCGGAAGCUAAACAAAUACUUUUUGAAGCACGUUCACAGAGACCUCGGCCACACUUGGAUGACAAGAUAAUAACAGCUUGGAAUGGCCUUAUGAUAAGUGGUUUAGCGUACGCUGGUGUUGCAACUAAAAAUAAACAGUACAUACAAUACGCUGAAGAUAAUGCUAAUUUUAUAGAGCGUUAUUUGUAUGAUAAAAAGAAUAAAAUUUUAUUACGAAGUUGUUAUCGCGGUGAUGGAGACAUAAUAAUGCAACCGCAAACUCCAAUACAUGGUUUUCAUGCAGAUUACGCGUUUGUAGUUCAAGGACUACUUGAUUUAUACGAAGCGAAUUUAAAUACCCACUGGCUCGAGCUUGCUGAAGAAUUGCAGGAUAUUCAGAAUGAAUUAUUUUGGGAUGAUAAAGACGGUGAUUACAAUAGCAAAGUUGUUGAAUUACUAAGUUUCUUUGGUGACACUUUAAUGAGAAUGCCUAUCGCAAUUCCUGGAUUAUGUUGUGCUUUAUUGCAUUACUGGGAUACCACCACUCAGAUAUAUAUUGCCGGUAAAAGAGACGCUAAAGACACUGAGGAGUUACUUAGCAUCAUUCGAGACCGUUUGAUUCCUGCGAAAUUGAUCAUACUCACAGACCCCGACGACUCUGACUCGGUGUUGAUCAGACGAAACGAAGUUGUAAGUAAAAUGAAAAUGCAAAAUGGUCGGGCUACUGCUUACGUAUGUAGACAUCGCACUUGCUCUCUACCGGUUGUUGAAUCAAGGCAGCUUGCUGAACUUAUCGAUGAGGAUAAUUGA
Cotesia congregata is the source of this 2235-nucleotide messenger RNA. The record is from the annotation of a GenBank genome assembly. NCBI's taxonomy places the organism in Eukaryota, Metazoa, Arthropoda, Insecta, Hymenoptera, Braconidae.